AUGAUGUUCUAUCCUCCAGCUCCAGGAGUGGUGUUCAAUCCUUCUGAUCGGGAGAUAGUUUCCUUUUUUCUGCCCAAGUUGAUGAGUGGUGAAGGGAUCGGCGAACUUAGCUACCUCAUUGAAUUUUGUGAUCUAUAUUGCAUCAAGCCAGCUGCCCUGUUUGAUGUUAACAAAGGCUUUCUUCCGUUCGUCAAACCCAACCAGCGUUUCGUCUUCACCCAUCGUCAGAAGAUUUCUCAAAAGAAUGCGAAUGGAAAACGACCUAGAAGGGUUCUUGACAGUCGAGCAGCAGGAGACGGUGGAUUUUGGAGGUCUUCAACAGGUGAGAAACCUAUUCUUGAUAAACAAGGAGAGCAUGUUAUAGGGUACGUGAAUACCCUUAACUUCUAUGAGUACAAGGGUGAGAAACGAAGUCCAAAGGAUGCCACCAAAACUAGCUGGCUUAUGCAUGAGUAUCGUCUCCCCGGAGAAAAUUUUCAAGAAUGGGUUAUCUGCAAGAUCAAAGACACAGCGUGUUCAGAGGAAGAUAAGUGUGUAGCUUUUUGGGUUAAGGAGCUUUUUGGAAAUCUGCUUCUUGGAAACAAAGAAUGUCCAUCAUCUGCUUUGAUGCAAGAAGCUGUUUUCAGUGGAAAUUUACCUUUGCCCGAUGAUGGACAAUGCGAUCCUUUGAUAGAUAAUUACGUGGAUGGAAGGUUGCAGCAGUCAGAGAACCUGGAAUGUCAAUCAUCAAUUUUGGUGGAAGGAUCAGAAUCUCUAGUAAAUGGUUUUGGAGAAAUGGAUUCUAAUGGCCUAGUAGGUGAGGGUUAUUCUUUUUUGAUGGAUCAGUUACCGGAUGAAGACCCCUUCAAUGAGGUGGAUCAACUACUAGGGAUUAGCAACAACGAUCAAAUUAGCAACUUGCAUGAGCUUGUCAUUGAUAAGAGCGUAGAUGAAUUAUUGCCUGAAUAUGGGGCAUUAAUCGAUGGUGACUGUUUGAAGGAAGUGGAUCAACUACAUGCUAUUAGCAACAACAAUGAAAGUAGCAAAUCGGUUGAACCUGUCAUUGUCACUGGUAAGAAUGUAGAUGAGCUAUCGGGUGGAUAUGAGGAAUUAAACUAUGAUGACUCUUUCAAGGAGGUGGAUCAGCUAUGGGGAAUUAGCAACACAGAUGAGAAUAGCAAGUUGGAUGAGCUUUUCACUGAUAAGGAUGUAGAUGACAUACAUGCAUUGUUGGCUUUCGACCAUCUGCCACCUUUGGAGUAG
Messenger RNA from Theobroma cacao (cacao), 1242 nucleotides. Lineage: Eukaryota; Viridiplantae; Streptophyta; Magnoliopsida; Malvales; Malvaceae. The record is from RefSeq and is a predicted model, not a curated record.